Messenger RNA from Cinara cedri, 16809 nucleotides. The record is from the annotation of a GenBank genome assembly. NCBI's taxonomy places the organism in Eukaryota, Metazoa, Arthropoda, Insecta, Hemiptera, Aphididae.
GGAGCAUAGAUUUUUGAAAUUUUAAUGCAUACGUAUAACACAUUGUUGUCCUUUAAAACUGAAAAAAAUAAUUGUUCUCCAUAGUAGUUUAUUACUUAAUAGUACCUAAUGGUAAUUUAUUAGUAAUAGUAUUUAAUUUCAAAGUUGUUGUACGAUACGAUCUGUAUUUUACAAAAAAAACGAGCAGAUAAAGAUUUCCUUCUGUUCAUUUUGUUAUCGCGUCGCCUAUGAGCUGUUAACUCCGGUAAUUAACUAACUCGAAUUGAGUUAAAUCGGUUUUAACGGUGCGUGUAACCGUAAUAAUUGUAACCGUAGUGGCGUAGUAUUAGCACAGAUUAUAUUUUUCAUAUAUAUAUGGUGGUAAUAGAUUAAAUUACAAAUAUUGAUAUAAAUUAUGAUAAUAGAUAUGAUAUAAAUCUGAUGUUAUAAUUAUUAACUGAUAACGCAGCCAACAAUUUUCCUGCAAUGAGAUAAUCGUAUACACUUAUCUAUGGUGUUCACUGGUCAAGCCUAUCGAUUCAGUCGUCGCUCGUCAUUCACCAAUUCAUAUUGUGUUCUGUUUAAUUCAUUGAUAUUUACUACGUUCAUGACAACUUAUAAGUAUAGUUGUUCAUGUUUAUUAUUCAUUUGAUGUUUUUGGGAUUUUCUGUUGAACGGCUGCUAUUGAUAGUUGACCUUGGUUUGUCAAUCUAGGUAUGUAUUUUUGUCAUUUUUAAAUUACCUUGGUAUAUUUUCAUUAUUAACUCUUGUUUUGUGUUUUUUAAUUGUUUUUGACGUAAUAUGUUCUAUUGCUAGACAAUUGCGGUUACACGUAUGUCGCACGAACAUGCUGUUAUUAAUUUACGAACCCAAUCUAAAUAAACAAUAGUCAUUUAAAUAUUUUCAUUUUUGUCAGUAUAUACACUUUAAGUUGUCGAAAAUUUUAUUGGUUACCCAUUUACCUAGUUCUAACGAAUUUGAUUAACUUAUUGUAUCAGGUUACUUAUAUCGUUUUGUAGGUAGGCCAAUAUUUUUAUUAAAUACAUUAAUUUAUGUUAUUUAUUUAAAAAUAUAAUCAUACAUAUGGUCUGUGAAAAAUAUUUGUUGAUAUUUACUUGAUAAGCUAGUACAAAUUGGGAAUCUUUAUCUCAUAUUUAUUUGCAUUUCAUGCGACAACAAUCUUCAAACAAAUUGCAUACUUAUUAUUAUGACGUAAUUUUUUGUGUAUAUUAUUAUUUUUAUCAUAGAAAACUACAUCCUAUAUUUGUCAAUUAUUGUGCAAUAAGUUUUUUUUUCAUUUCUAUUUUCCUACUUGGUUGAAGAUUUUGGAAUAUACACAAUGGAGCUUGGUGACUUACAAAGCAAUACAUCUAUAAAAGAUAAAAGAUGUAAUGAAGUUGAACUUCCAGAUUUGUAUUCAAAGUAUGUGGUUUAGGAUACAUAAUAUUUUAAUGUUAUGAUUUAUCAUUGCUUUUAAUAUUUUUUUUAUUUUAUAAAUUCGGACACAUCCUACUAUUAUAAGUAGGUUACCUAUGUAGUUUUAUCAAGAAUCAUACAAAUAUUUUACACCUACCAUAUACCUUGGAAUAUUUUCCCAAUAAAACAAUUUAAAAUUGAAUAUUAAUCUAAGUAGAUAUUUCUUAUUUUUAAUUUUAGAACUAAUAAAUUUGUUUAAUAAAGUAGAUAAUAAUAAACAUUUUUUAAUUUCAAUUAUAUUAAUUAUAUUAGUUAUAUACAACCUACUUUUAUUUUAUAUAUAAUUACCUAACAUUUGGAAAAAUUAAUAUUUACUAUAUUUAAAUAUUUUAUUGUUCGCACUUAAUUUUGAAUAAAAUGAAAAGUAUUUAGAUCCAACUGAAGUCUGUGACUUAGUUCAUUCUAUUAUAUAUAUAAGAAGUAAAAGGACUAUUUAACAAAUUAGGUUUUUUUUUGCAAUUAAUACUAGAGCUUUGCAAUAAAGUUUUUAUAUUUUAUUCUUUUACUUUACAACUAAAAAUUAAAACAAUUAUAUUUUUUUAUAAUCAAGAUUUUAUAAAUUAAUUUUUAAAAUUUAAAUAAAUUCAAAUUUUUUCCUAAUUUUACUUACGAUAACUUAUAAACAUUUAUCAGAUUCAUAGCUUAAAUUAAUAUGAAAAGGAUAUUAUCAAAUUGUAAAAUAUUUCAUGGAAAAAUCUAAUUAACCAUUUGAAACUUUUAUAAAUAUUUUUGGUCACCAAAACAGUUAUUACAUUUGUCCUUAUACGCUCUGUGUAUGAAAAAAUGUGGGGUUUAUUUGAUGUGAAUUUAGAUUUUUACUAUAUACACUUUUUAUAAUUGAUAUUAUGAUUAUUUAGGUAUAUUGAUGAUUUAAUUCAAUUUUUUAUUUUCAGAAAAUACUUUAAAAUGUGGCUGAAAAUAAAAGUACUCUUGUGGAAAAGCUUACAAUUACGAAAAAGACAUUGGUUUAUAACUAUUAUAGAAAUAUUAAUACCAUGUUUAUUAUUUUAUUUUAUGAAUUAUUUAAAAUCGAAGUUUUCUCCUGGUGGAAUGACUCCAGAAGUUAUAAAUCAAACUAUACCAGAACCUACUCCUGAAUCAAUGUUAUAUGAAGAAUUUAUUAGAGAUCAUUCAUCAGCAUAUUUUAUCUAUACCCCAAAAACAAAUGAAACUGACCAAAUUAUGAAAAUAGUAAAAGAAAAAUUGGAUAUUGAUUCACAUGACAUUCAUUCAUCUUUAAAUGAGUAUGACAUGAUUCAAAAAAUCAAAAAGAAAUUUAAAAAAAAUAAUGUUACUUCAAUGAACAUGGAAAACAAAAAAGCAUUUGGCAUUGUAUUUGAAGAAAUUAAAAAAUCCCAAAUUUUUAAAUACAAAAUAAGAAGUUCAGAAGAUUUAUGGUUGACAGACUAUUUGUUUCCUCCAUUUGAAUUACCUGGACCUAUGGAUUUUGGAAGCGUAUACUUACACCAGGGUUUUCUCGCAUUGCAAUUGGUUUUAGACAAAGCAUUUAUUGAAUUGGAUCACUCAAAUAACCUAAAAUUUGAAUUAAAAGAUUAUAAUUUGGCUAUUCAGUCCUAUCCUUAUGCAAAAUUUAUAAAGGAUUCAUCCUUUCAAAUAAUAUUUCAAAUUUUUUUUCCAUUAUUCACAGUUUUAAGUUUUUUAUUAAUGUGUUCUUAUACAAUAAAAAGAAUUGUUGAAGAAAAAGAUUCUGGUGUUAAAGAACUAAUGAAAAUGAUGGGUCUUAAAUCAUGGAUGAUAUGGACUGGAUGGAUAUUACACAACUUGUUAGUGUAUGUUAUAUCAAUUACAGUUAUCACUUUUAUUUGUUGUUUCGGAGUAUAUGGUGAUGAAGGAAAAUUAUUAAAUUAUACUAAUCCAUUACUCUUGUGGAUUUUUCUUGUAAUGUAUUUAAUUGCUGGUAUAUUUUUUUGUUUCGCAAUUAGUAGUUUUUUUAAUCGACCAUUAAUUGCUUUAAUUUCUGGUAGCAUGGCGUGGAGCCUUUCCUACACUAUACCAACGAAUAUAAUUAAAUCCACAACUAACAUUUUUAUCAAAACAGUUUUUAUGUUACUUCCAAAUUUUGCAGUAUUAAAUGGUUUCAUAUCUAUAUCUGCACUUGAAUCUCAAGGCAAAGGUCUUCAAUUUUCAACCUUGUUUACUACUGGGAAAGGCAGUGACAGUUAUUCUGUUGGUUUUGUUUUAUUUAUGUUUAUAAUUGACUGUGUCUUUUAUGGAUUUAUUGCUUGGUAUAUAGACUCAGUAAUGCCAGGAAAGUAUGGCAUCUCAAAACCAUUAUAUUUCUUGUGUAAUUGGUCUCAAAAUAAAACUGAAUCUAAUCCAAUGGUAUCAAUUAGUAAAAGCAGUAGUAAACUUUUUGAAAAACCUCCGGAUGACUAUGAAGUUGGAAUUAGUGUACAGAAUUUACAUAAACAUUUUGGAAAUUUUCAUGCAGUUAAUGGUGUUAAUUUAGACUUGUAUAAAGGACAAAUAACUGCCUUGUUAGGUCAUAAUGGUGCUGGAAAAACAACCACAAUGUCCAUUAUUACAGGUAUUUUUAAUUUUAAUCAAUAUCUUUGAUAAUUUAUUAAAGUUGUACCUAUAUCAACUAAUUUAUAAUUUUAUAGGGUUAUUUUCUCCAUCAUUUGGAAGUGUGAAAGUUAAUGGGAAUGAUUUAUUUAGUAAUAUUGAUAAAUUCAGAGAAAAUCUUGGUUUAUGUCCACAACAUAAUUUACUUUUUUCUUACUUAACAUCACUUGAUCAUUUAAUAUUUUUUGGAAUGGUUUGUAAUACCUAUAACUUUUUAAUAUUAACUUAUAACAUGAUAACAUAAUUUUUACAUUUGUUUUAGCUAAAAGGAAUGCCAUUAUCUGAGGCCAGAACAGAAGGUUUAAAUUUACUUAAACUUUUAAAUAUAUUACAAAAGAAAAAUGAAUUAGUUAGUGCUCUUUCUGGAGGAAUGAAAAGGAAGUUAUCUCUUGCAAUUGCAUUAAUUGGAAAUCCUGAAGUAAAAAAUAUACUACAAUAUCGUUAUCGUAUUUUAAAUGUAUAAAUUACUAUAGAUAAUAUUUUAUUGUUUGUUUAUAGAUAUUAAUCUUAGAUGAACCAACAUCUGGAAUGGAUCCUGAAUCACGAAGAGAAAUGUGGGAUUUACUUUUGGUAAUAUUUUAUUAUUCUUAAUAUAUUAGGUUAUUAAUUAAAUUUUGGUAUGAUUUAUUGAAUUAAUGUUUUCCCUAUACAGUACACACAAAAACCAAUUAGUAUAUUACUAGUGCUUUAAUAAUGUGCUUAACACCAUUUAGCGCCCUAUAAUCAUCAUUGAUAAAUUCUUAAUUCUCGGUGCAUAUAGAUGAACUCUAUUUGAUAUUUGGUCUGUGUUGUUAUAGGAUAUAAAAUAUAAUAUGUACAAUAUGUGUUUCACUUAAAUGGUAAUACAAAAUAUUUCUAUUCAGUGACCUCAGAUUAAAAUGGGGUUUUUAAGAGAAAAUAGAAAAUACUGAAAUAUAUUUUUUAUAGAUUUUCAAAUUUCUUACCCUUUUAGCGUGUGUACGUGCAAUAAACCUUAUAUUUUUUUGCAAAUGGAAACACCUAUUUUCAACACUAGAUUUGGAUAAAUUUUUUUUUUUUUUAAGCAACUUGACGAUGGUCAACAAGCCACCAGAAGACUGAUUAUACAGUACAACAGCUCAGUUGGGCAUAGUGGGGACUUUGUGAUCAGCCCUAGGUCAUAUCUAUAGAUUAGGCUUAAGUUAGCAUUUACAAGGAAAUGAUGGAGGUUACUUCAUUCAACCCACACCUUGGUCUUAAUUAUUAUUUUUAAGUUCAAUGUGAAUUUGCCCUGUGAAUGGGAAAGUAGAAUUUUAACAUAUCACUUAAUUAUAUUUAUUAAUAAAUGAUGGUAGCAGUGGGGAAGUAUUAUUGAAACAGAUCCCUCACUGCUGUUGGUGUUAAUAGGGAAAAAAAGGACACAUAACUACAUGGACAUUUAAAAAACAUGGUGAUGGUUAAAAAUAUCAAUAAUUUAAAUUAAAACUUUGACAAGCUUUAAUUCGUCCCCAAUUUUCAAGUUCAGGGAAAAAUUUAAUUCUGUAAAUUGCUUAAAAAAAAAAUCAUCCAUACCCCCAAAUGUAGUGUUGAAAAUAGUUGUUUCCAUUUGGAAGUUGUCCGUAAAAUAUGGAAAUAGCUGCUCAGCCAAGACUGAGCUUUAUAGACAGCUCGUCAGAGUAGUGACUAGGACAGCCAAGCUUCAUGUUAAUGUUACCAAAUCCUGCUUAACAGCGUUCCUCGCAUCCGCAGCACCUUGGAAACCUAUUUUACGGAUAAUCCUCAUAUAUCAUGUUAGUAAUAAUGAAUAUAAGGCAAAGUGUUUAAAAUGAUUAAAUCUAUUAUUAAUCAAAAUUACUAUAUGUAUUUAUUAUUAUAAUUUUGAAUGCUAUUGAAUAUAAUUAAUAAUGAAUUAUAAUUUUUAAAAGUACAAUCAUUUUUACUUGACGGUUUUAUAUACAUUUUUAUUUCUAUUAGUCUUUCAGAGGAUCUAGAACUAUAUUGAUCACUACACAUUUUAUGGAAGAAGCUGAUGUACUUGGUGAUAGAAUUGCAAUCAUGGAUCAUGGACAAGUUAAAUGUUACGGGACAUCUUUAUUUUUAAAAAAUGCUUAUGGUAUAGGUCAAAUAUAAAUUUUAACUCUUUUUAUUAACUAAUAGUAAAAUGUUUUAAAAAUAAAAAGGAACUGGCUAUAAUUUGACAAUUGUAAAAGAAGAACCAUGUUCCGAGUUAAAAAUUAUGUCAGCAAUAAAAGAAAUAAUACCAGAUGCAGAAGUUCAGAGUACAUUGACUGCUCAAAUGAUUAUUAAUUUACCGAAUGAAACAUCAGAUCAAUUUCCCGAUCUAUUUAGAAUGUUGGAACUAAAUAGAGAAGAAUUCUGUAUUAAAGGAAUGGGUAUAUCUUGUACAACAAUGGAAGAAGUUUUUUUAAGGUAAUUACUAAUUAUAAUAUUUGUAGUUCAUUAUAAUGCUGAUGAUAAACAAUCUGAACUAUUAUUUUGAUUCCUCCAACGAGUAUUUUACCUAACUUUUGUUUUCUAAAAAAAUGUAACGCUCAAUAUAAAUAGUGUAACUAAGACUUAGAAGUAUUUCAAAAUUAGAAUUUGUUUUAAUCUUAUUCUCAACAUUUGUAAAAAAUUAGUUCCUAUAGUUUUCAUUGUAGAAGUUAACUUGUUUAAUUUAUUUUCCAGAAGUUGUUUGAUAGUAUUUAUAAUAGCAGAUUUAAAAAAAUAAAAUAAAAAAUAAACAACACUUGAUUGGCUUGUUUUUAACAUAAUAUUUUUUUUUAUUUUAACUUAAUUUAAUAUAAUUUAAUUCAAUUUUAAAUGUAUUUUAGAUUCUAAGUGAAUUUGGAAUGCUAUAAUCAAAAAUUCCCUGGCAUGUUUGAAUUUGUGUGUCAAUUAAGUGUUAAAGAGUACUAUUAUUAUUGGUAUUGGUUUUUGUGACUUCUCAGCACAUCUGUUUUUGUAGAUUUUCUUUCACCUUCAUUUUGACGUAACUGAUAAUUUUUAAACUAUGUUUUUCGUAUUUGUUAAUUUUAAGAUAGGCCAGUUGUACUUAUUUUGAAUUUGUAAUAAAAUCAUCAAAAACGAAAAAUAUAUUUUACAUUUAUAAUUAUCAAAACGAAGAAGGUUAUAGAGAAUCUACUCUAACAAAUUUGCACAAAAGAACUUGAAGAAGUUAGUGACACAAAUCCUACUAUUCUCUGAUGGUGCGUCUAUGUAUAAUUUAAACAGUUAGGAAACCUUUGUUUAGGUUUCCUAACCACACUACGUAUUGGUUUUAUUACAGUAUUAAUUCAGUAAUAUUCAAUAAGCGUGCUUAUCCAAUAUUUUUUGGUUAAAGAUUUUGUGUGGAUUCAAAUUCUGGAUUUUGGAAAUUUUAAUGUAGUUUACUUUAUUUUGACUUAAUUAUUUACUUUCUUAAGAUAUCAUCGUCAACAAUUUUGAGUUACUUUUGAGCUUAAACAUUGUGAAAAAUUUCAAUAUUCAAAAUUAUACACUUAAAAAUUCCACAAAUCAGAAUUUGAGUGUAUGCAAAAUUUAACCAAAAAUAUGGGGUAAACACCCUUGGUGAAUCAUCCUGUUAAUAUAUAUAUAUAUAUAAUUUUGACCAGAAGAAUUUCCAAUUGUCAUUGAUGGAUGAUGGUAACAUUUUUGAUCCAGUGAGAUUUUUUUUUUAUAAAUGAGAAAAUGACAAAUUUACACUUUUUUUUUUAGUUUAAUAAAAAAAAAAAAUCCUUUUACGUAAUAUUUGGCCCUUGAGUUUAUUAGUUUUAUUUUGUUAUUUAUUUUGUUUUUAUUGAUGUUAAAAUUGUUUUGUCUCUGAAGAAAAUCUUGAAAUCUAUUAUAAAAAUAAUAAUAAAAUAAUAAAGUAAAAAAAAAUUAUUUAAAUCAUUAAAAUGGUUAAUACUCGUAAAUAAAUAUAGAAAUAAAAAAUGUAUAUGUAUAAAAAUAAAAUAAAUAAAUGAAUUAAUAGUUUGAAUCAAUAAAUCAAUAUGUCUGAUGAUGAUACUGAUUAUAUCUUAAUACUCCAGGCAACUCAUUGAUUCAUUUAUUUAUUUUAUUUUUAUACGUAUACAUUUUUUAUUUAUAUAUUUAUUUACUUUAUUUAAUAAAAAAAAAUACUUAUGAAACUAAACUUAAGUAUUAAUGUUUGAAAAAUGUUGAUGAAUUUGGUUAUUUUAACAAUUUUUCAUUAAAAAAUAAUCCAAAAAGGUAAUUCUUAAAAUUUGUAGUGGAUAAGUGAAGUAUCUCAACUUUUUCUAAAUGUGAUAUAAUUUUGAACUUAUCAUAAGUAUUUAGGAUACUCAAAUUGUUCUAGUUUUUUCAUUAUCCUUUAAUCAAAUGAUUAAUUCUUAUUUUUAAGACUUGAUAUUUUAGUUUUUUUUAAUAGCAAUAUACAAAUAUCCAAAAACCUAUACCCAUAGGCACAAAAUUGUUCAAAAAUAUUGUAUGGCCAAUUGUUUUGAUAAUAUUCGGUAAAAUAAAGAAUGAUUUUGAAUAGUUUUUUUUUUGUUUUUUUUUUUCUAUUAUUAAUCAUUAAUCUAGCAUCUAGUAUUUUAAAUUAAAUAAAUUACCCUAUAUUUUCCCAACGUUUCUUUACAAUCAGUGACUUACCCAUUUAACCAUGGGGUUUAAUUUAUAGUUUGUUCAAUUCUAACUUUUAUAUUGAUUUUGACAUUUUAAUUCAAUAUUAAAUAUGGUUAAAUAUGUACGUUGAUUUUUUUUUUUUUUUUUUUCAAGAGCUGAAAGAAAUAUACUUGAAGAUAAUAAUGAAUUGUCUAUUAACUCGCCAGUAGAUUCUGGUAGUUAUCAAUUGUUUAUAGUCAAACAAGACGGUUUCAAUGUUAUCCAAGUGACCAAUGUAGUUCAACAAUAUGUGCCUGAAUAUACAUUGAUGGUCGAUACUGAAAUUCAAAUUGUAUAUAGCCUACCGGCUAGAAAACGAAAUCAAUUUGGUUUUCUGUAUUCUGCUCUUGAAUUUCAGAAACAAGCUUUUAAAAUAGAUAAUAUUAAAAUAACUAAUCCAACUACAGGUGACAUCUAUCCAAAGUAAUUUGAUUUGAUAUUUGUCUAUUAUACUGUUAUAUGAUUUAACCAUGUACAACUUCUAUUGCUUGUCAUGUAUUUUAUAUAUUAUAUAUAUACCUUAAUAUAGGGUAAAUGAAAACAAUUCAAUAUUAAAUAAUGGUUCUGGUGACAACUAUAACCAGCGGUGAGAAGUUAAUUGCAUGCUUGUUUAUCCAAUAUCUGUUGUUUCUCUCAGAUAUAUUUUAUAUUUCAUAUUGUUUUUGUUGUCAUUGGUUUAAUUAUAAUCACUAAGAGACUAAACAAUAAUAGACUGAGAAAAAACAUUGUAAUAAUCCAAUUUUAAUUUUGACAAAUAAUACUUUUAAUUUGUUUACAUAUUUUCUGCGUUUUUUAAUAAUUACUUUUUUAUUCGCCGUCCAUAAUUAAAUUAAUUUUUUUAAAAAUACAGUAUAUUCAUUACAUAUUAUCCCAGUGUAUUGAAAAUCUAUUUCCUAAAAAAAAAAAAGAAUAGUUAAUUAAGAAUUCAAAAUAAUAAUUGGACGAUCAGGCCACAGUGUAGCGUGUGCACUCAUGCUAAGCCAAUAUUUAUUUAUUAAGCACUAAAUACACAAUGUAACAAACACUAUUUUGCACUCAAAGCCACCUUAUUAAUUUUAAUUCAACUCGAUGUUUUAAUAUCAAUUAUGCUAUAAGAAAUAAUUUAUUAUAUAAGUAUUUAUUACUUUUUAGUAUUUUUAGCACUUACUAUGUGUUAAUUGUUUUGAAUCUUAUAAUUUUUUAGUGUAAAUACUAAUGAGGAUCAUGCAGAUGAAUUAAGGCAGUAUUCUAAUAAUGAUGUAACACAAAGUAAUGAUUUAAAUAUAUUAUUAUUAGAGAUGUGACGAACUGUUGAAAACCAAACUGAAAAUUGCAAAUAAUCGGACCGAGUCAAAUACCCAAUAGUUUUGUUCGAAAUUCAUUCAAUAUCGAUUCUGUGUGGUCACCAAUACAAUGUUCUGUUGAGGGAUAGACAGGAAAGAAAAAUUAUAUUUUUUUUGUAUUAGUGGGUCUCAUAAUCAUAAAUCACGGAGCCAAGCAAUUUGAGAAUCUGGGUUUUUGACCUAAUCUAACCUUUUAACAUUUUAAUUUUAGAGUUCGAUAAAAUAUUUUAAAAAUUCAGAUAAUUUCAAGUUUGAAAAAAAUACAUAGGUUUGGUUCAGUUAGGAUUCAUUAAUUUUAAGUUUGUUCCGACCUUAAAAAUCAGGGUUCGUAAUAUCUCUAAUUAUUAUCAUGCAUUUUUAUUAUUUUAUUAUAUUAUUGCUACUAUAUUGUUUUUGUUUUUAUUAUUUUUAGCAUUAAUGCCAAAGUAUACAAGUGGAAUAAAUUUGUUAAUAAAUCAGUUUAAUGUGCUAUUUAAAAAAAAAGUAUUGUAUUCUUAUAGAAGAUGGCUUUUGACGUUGGUUUUUGUAAGUUGUUACUGUCUGUUGUUUUUUAAUGAAUAAAUAUUAUUUUUUGUUUUUUUUCCAGAGCAUUGGUACAAUUUUGUUAAGUAUAUUGACAAUCCAUUCCACUUAUAAUUUAAUUAGAGUUUCUGAAACUCCUCGUGGAUUGAACUUAGCAUUAAGUACCUAUACAGAUAGCAUUGUUUAUUACCGUAAUGGAGAUUCUUUUCCCGAAAAUUUGGAACCAACAUUUGUACACAUUUCUAAAACAAAUAAAGCAACUGUGAUUGAAUCACUAUCAAAUAGUAAUAUAAUAAAUGGUAUGAAUCAAUUUUGUAAUUGCGAUAAUUUUAAGUUUACUUCAAUAAAAUAAAUUUGAAACUUAUUAAUUUAUAUAGUAUAAUAUAGUAUAGUAUAAAUCAAGUAAUACAAUAACUAAUGUAUCCUCAUAUUCAUAUCAUUUUAAGCAUAAAAUAUUGAAAGUAUUUACUAAUCAAUAAUGAAACUAUAAAAUAAGUUUUGUGACUAAUUAAUAAUUAUUAAAUAAAGCUGAACGAUUUUUCAAACUCCUAUUAAAGAGCUUAGUACAUAAAUAAAGCUAAAAAUAAAAACACAUCCUAGGAUAAUGGGGACAGGUGUAGCCACUGUUAUAGAUAAUUUGAUGUAUAUAUAAGUAACGAUAAACCAUUGCUUAUAAAAAAAAGAUUCUGAGCAGAGUUCAGAAUGAUGCUUUGUCAACAAAAUAUAUAAUUUUAUAGUAAAAUAAUUAAAUAGGCUUUACACAAUUUCUUUAAUAAUAUUUGUAUAAUGUUAUACUGAUAUUUCCAGUUUUCCUACAUUUCCUUUAAAUAUUCUGGAUUUUCACAUUUUCUGAAAAAACUUAAGAAAAUCAAAAAUGAUCUCCCUAAAGUACUUUCCUAGUCAAAUUUCCUUUCAGAAAAAUUGUUAUCUUUAUUAGAUUAGAUAAAUUUUAACUGAUACCUACAUUUCUUAUAUUUUCCCAUUUUUUUUUUUUUGUUUUUAAAAUUUGAUGAGAAAACUCUUGACCACACCGAUUUCCUUUCAGAAAAGAUGCUACAUUUAAAAAAUCUGAGCAAAUUUUCUGGUGAAAAAGAUAAAAAGAUAAAAAAAACACAGAUAAAAAAAAAAAAUAAACAUCUUUGUAAAACUAUAAGCUUUUUCGUUUCACUCAGAAUCUAAAAUAUAAUAUGUAUUGAACUAAUAUAUGCUUAAAUAAGAUCAGAGUUCAGAGUGCUUACAAUUCAGAGAUCAUAUUUAGCAAUAAAUAUUUUUAAUUUAUCCUACCUUUAGUAAUUAAUCAACAAAUAUGUAAUUUAAUUUUUGCAUAUUGACUACGUUUCUGUACACAGAACUUACACACGUCAUACAAUUUAAAACAGUAAUGAAAAUUAAAUAUUUUAUCAUUGCAUGAUGGUGGUUAUAUAUUAUAUUUUUAUCUUCUAUUUACAACUUUUACUUGUGUUUUAGAUCUAUUAGUGGUGUGUAAUGAAGACGUGUUCAAGUAUAGGAACAAUCUUAUGAUAGCUGGUGACUUCAACAGAACAAAUUCAACUGUCAUAUACAAUAAUAUAGCUAUUCACACUCCAGCUGUAGCUGUCAAUCUUUAUACAAAUGCUCUAUUACAAAAAUUUUCUGGAAACAAAGAAGCAUUUAUCUCAACUGUUAACGAACCGAUUCAACUUGAAAUAGCGGUAAAGCAUACAAUUGAUGUAAUUUAUUUUUAUGUUUUAUGAAUUGAGUGUUUAUUUUUAGAAUGUGUGCGAUUCGAGUUUUGUAUAUGAAGUAGUUAUCCUUUGGUUAACUUCUUUCACUCCAGGGCUUCUUUUUUUAACUGGAUACUUUAUGGCUUUGCCGUUAAAUGAAAGAGUGAGUGGUAUAAAACACUUACAAAUGAUGACUAAACUUUCGCCAAUUAUGUAUUGGGCUACAUGUUUCCUUUGGGACUAUUUAUGUUACAUAAUUAUUGUUAUUUUAUCAUUGUCUGCCAUGUAUUCUUUUGACACACAACACAUAUUCACUAGUUCGAAUGAACUUGGUAAGUUUAUAAAUUAUAAAAUGAUUUUGAAACAUUUUUUUACAAAUAAUUUUUUUUUUCUAUAGGUGUUCUUCUAACAUUAAUGCUAAUAUACGGUUGGAGUUCAAUAUUCUUUGCUUAUGUGUUUAGUUUUUUCAGAAAAAAUCUAGUCAGCUCUAUGUUAUUGUUCAUGUCUGUCAACUUUAUAAUAGGUUGUAUACAUAUUUUAUUUUAUGAACUUGAUCACAUGGAUAACAUGUUUUGUAUAAUGUUUUUAGGGAUGAUUGUCAAUAAUGCGUUGUAUUUUAUGAAAGAUUUGCUUAUAAUAGAAAAUUUGAAAACACCUUAUAAUUUUUGGAAUAUAUUAAAGCAUAUAAUUUUUAUUAUUCCCUAUUUCUCAUAUUCAUCAAGUAUUACAGGAUUCAUUGACAUAUCAUGGAAAAACAACAGGUUUAAGGUCUGUAAAUCAUCAAAUAUGGAAGAAGCAAGUCAUGGUUAGUAGUUUAUUAAUAGUUCUAUUUAGUUUAAAAACUGUCUUGAAUUUUUUUUUAUAUUAUUAGGUUCAGUUGAUUCAAAGCAAAUAAAUUAUUUUGAAUUUCAAUCCAAUCAAAAUCCAGAUGGUAUUUUGGAUCAAAUAUUUUAUAUGUUGUCUAGUAGCGUACUGUAUAUAGCCAUCAUUUUAUUGUUCGAUUAUAAAAUAUUUGCUCGUUUAUAUCAAUUGGGCUUUAAUUUAAUUUAUGGCACCGGUGUCGUUUACAAAGAUGAUAAUGAAGAUCCAGAUAUUGGUGGUGAAAGAGACAAAGUAGAUGCAGCUAAAAUGCAUUCAUGUAAUAAUACUUUUAUCAGAAUAUCUUUAUCAUAAAUGGAAUCUUUUAUAUUAUAUUAAUUUAUUAUAUUUUAGAUGAUGUUCAAUCACCCAUGCUGGUUGUUGAUGACCUAGUUAAAAAGUUUAGUUUUAAAUUUACUGGUGUUCGAGGUAUAAGUUUUGCAGUAGAUCCCGGUGAAUGUUUUGGCUUAUUAGGUGUUAAUGGUGCUGGUAAAACUACUACAUUCAAAAUUUUGACUGGAGAUAUAUUACCUUCCAAAGGUGAUGCUUUUAUUCAGACAGAUAAAUUAUACAAACUUAGCUCUGAUAUAAAUAAGGUAAAUAAUAAAAUAUAAAUUUUAAAAUACAACAAUCUGAUAAAUAUGUGUAUAAGUAUGAUUGUAUAGUAUGUUUCUAUGAUUGGUUACUGUCCUCAAUUUGAUGCAAUCAACGACCAACUUACUGGGAGAGAAACUUUAAAUUUAAUGGCUAUUUUGAGAGGGAUAUCACCAUUGAGUUCUAAAAAACAUGUUGAUAAAUGGAUUAAACUCUUGGGUAAGAAUAAUACACUUGUUUACAUUUUGAAAAAAUUAUUUUAUUUUUUUUUGUAACAUUAUUUUAGGUCUAGAUGAAUAUAAGGAUAGACUUAGUGGAAUAUACAGUGGGGGCAAUAAAAGAAAAUUAAACACAGCGAUGGCAUUGAUUGGAGAUCCCCCAGUUGUGUUUUUGGACGAACCUACUAGUGGAGUAGAUCCAGUUUCUAGGCGUAAUUUAUGGCAAUUAUUGGCUGCCAGUCAAAGAGGUGGACAAGCUGUUGUACUUACAUCCCAUAGGUUGUAACAAUUACAUAAUAAUGUAAUUAUAGAUAUUAUUAAUUGUUUUAUUUUAUUCUAGUAUGGAUGAAUGUGAAGCUCUUUGCAAUCGUUUGACAAUUAUGGUGGAUGGUGUAAUGAAAUGUAUUGGCAAUAUACAGUAUUUGAAAAAUCGUUACGGGCAAGGUUUUACUGUAAUGGUAAAAUUAUGUAAUAGCAAAAACACAAAUGUAACUGAAUUAAAAGAAGAUAUAGUUCGCCAGUUUGCUCCACACAUAGUCUUAAAGGAUGAACAUAAGGUAAAAAAGUUUGGUAUCAUGAUUUUAAUCUGUUUUUGAAAUAUAAUGAUUUAUUCUUUAGCUUGCAAUUUUAAUAUAAUAGUAUACAUUUUAGCCAUACCCAAAAUAUUUAUAUUUAAUGUUAAAUUAAGAUUUAAACUGUAUGAAGUUUUCUAAACAAGACUAACGGAUUGUCUCAUCUCGAAUAUCUGCGGGGAAAACAGGUUAUGGGAGGUACACUGGCACAUGAUAUUUGCAGAUGAUAUAUUAUAUAGCUUUGGUAGGAGACAAUUUGAAAGAAGUUAAUAAUAGGCUUGAGGAAUGAAGAGUAGUACUUGAAGGAAAAGGACUAAGGAUAGGUAGAUGUAAAAUAAGUAUGAGUUUAGAGAGACAGGGAAAGACAGCUAACAAGAAUAAGCAGUUAUAGGCAAGGUUGAGGGUUUUAAGUAUCUAGGAUCUUUUGUACGUACAAAUGAAUGGUGGUUUUUAUGAGGAUAUGAAACAUAGGAUUAAGUGUGUUGGAUAAAGUGGAGAGAAACAUUGUAUUUUAUGUGGCAAGAGGAUUCUAAUGAAACUCAAAAGUAAUUCUACAAAAGUGUGGUGAGACUGACUAUAUUUUAUGCAUUGUAUUGUAUAUUGUAUGUUUCAGAGUGUUGGGUGGAAGAAUAGAACUGAGAAUGAGCAGAUAUUGUAAAAAUGUUUUAGUAGAUCAGUUCAGUAAUGAGAGAAAAUAAGACAAGUGAAGAGUACAUAAAAUAUUGUUUAAGUGUGGCUUCAACUAGACAAAAUGAAAAAAGAUAGCCCAAGAUGAGUUGGAUAUGUCACAAGGAGAGAUGAAUCUGAAGCAGUAAGAAUUGUAAUGUAAAUAAACAUAGGAGAAAAGAGUUAGAGAGGAAAACACAAAGAAGUGGCUUGUGAUAUGAUUAAGAAUGAUAUGUGGACAGCCAGUGUAUGCGAGGUGGGAGAUUGGGUCAAAUGAAAGUUUGGAAUGAGGGUAAUUAGAAUUUUAUAAGUAAAACUAGUAAUUUGUCAACAAUUCUGAUUGUAAAGCAUUAUUCAGAGUUACUAUCUUCAAACAGUAACUUCGACCAACUUGGAUGUUCAGUUCAAUUCUCAUUCAGUAAUUUGAUCAGUUUAUUAUUUAUUGUUACUGGAUUAUUUGCUACAUCUAUAAUGUGUUUGUUAUUAUAUCAGCAGUCAUGAUCCAUGUUCAUGAAACAUAUAUAUUUUAUUCUGAUAAAAUCAAAUAAUUUUAUAUGCAAGAAGUAGAAAAAAAAUAGUAUUUUGUUAUUACUUUAAAUUCACUAAAACAAAAAAUAGACAUACUUUGCAUGAUAGGCCACUGCUGUAGGUGAGAGUUGGGAAGGUAGAGGGGAAAUUUAUUGUAUAUCUAUGUGCAAAGAUUAAUCAUUGUUAAUGAAAAACGAUUUUGAACAGAAUUUGCUAAUUUAAGUUUUGAAAGGUCAUAAACUCAUAUUAUAAAUAAUAUAAUUUGUACAUUUUCCGGUUUUUCACUAUAUAUUAUGAAAAUGCAUGGAAAGAUCAGAAACAGUGCUACACUUGAAAAUCAAAGCAAAAUUUCUAGUAGAACAAUUGUUAACAGAAAACAAAAAUAUCAAUGAAAAAACAUUGUGAAUUUAUAUCUUUUAUAUUAUAAUUGAUGACUAAUGAAAAAUUAAAUUCAAAAUUAUAAUACUGUAUACUAUUUAAUUUAUUAUUUUAUCAAUUAAUUCUUUAAUUAUUAUUAUUUUAGGGAUUGUUACAUUAUCAUAUUACUAGCCCUCGUAUUCCAUUGUCUGAGAUAUUUGGCCAGAUGAAAGUUAUUAAAGAAAAUUACGAUGCUGUAGAAGAUUUUACUGUUGGUGACACCACACUGGAACAAGUAUUCAUAGCAUUUGCCAAAAGACAAGCAGUUUUGAAUGUAGCCUAAUAAGAAUCACACUCAUUCUCUUCAAAUAAUGAAUUAUUUAUUUAAUUUAUGUGAUAUUCUUCUUAUGGUUAUUUUAUUAUUAUUUGCACAGUUCCUUUAAUAUCGUAUGAGUAUAAAAUUGUUGAGCGUAUUAUUUUUUUUAUAUUUUAGAUAUAUUUAAUAUUAAAAUUGUUAAAAUUUGAUUUUUCUAACAAAAUUGCAUGUUAUAAAUGACUUGAUUUUGUCUAAAUAAAUUUAAUUGUUAUAAAUUAGUUAAUAUCUUUACAGCAGACUAUAGCUUUUAAUAUCUAGUAAUAUAUAUUUCUUUAAAUAUUAAUGUUUUUAUAAUAUAAUUAACUACACAUUUUUAAUGAUUAUAAAAAUAUGUACAAUUAUUUAGUAACUGAUUUAAAUGGCUAAACUAAUCUUUAAAAUAUUAAUUCUAAAUACUAUAUUGUUUGAAAUGUUUAAUUUUGUACAUAAUAAUAUAUAACUUAUUUAUUUAUACUGGUUGAAGUG